Molecule: messenger RNA, 1560 nt
Organism: Aricia agestis (brown argus)
Lineage: Eukaryota; Metazoa; Arthropoda; Insecta; Lepidoptera; Lycaenidae
Product: myrosinase 1-like
Exons: 10
Biological process (GO): carbohydrate metabolic process
Molecular function (GO): beta-glucosidase activity
Source: RefSeq, a predicted model, not a curated record
AAUACUUUUGUAAUUUCAUUUUAUAGAAUCAUAUUCAGCGUGGGUAAGGCUCAGGACUUUCCCGCCGGGUUUAAGUUUGGUGUGGCAACUGCCGCUUAUCAAGUCGAAGGUGCAUGGAAUAUUAGUGGUCGUGCUUCAAGCAUAUGGGAUGAGUUCGUGCACUCGAGGCCACAAGCCACGGCUGACCACUCGACUGGGGACGUCGCCUGCGACAGUUUCCAUCUCUGGAGAAGAGAUAUCGACAUGGUCGCUGAGCUCGGCGUUGACUUUUACAGAUUUUCCAUUUCCUGGACCAGGUUAUACCCUAAUGGAUUCACAAAUUAUCUUAACGAAGACGGAAAAAGAUACUAUGAGGAUCUUAUAGAUACUCUUCUGAACAGAGGUAUUGAACCUUUGGUGACGUUGUAUCACUGGGAUCUACCGCAAAAGUUUCAGGAUCUCGGAGGUUGGACUAAUCCGCUCGUGGUGGAGUGGUUUGCAGAGUACGCUAGGGCGGUAUUCACGCUGUUCGCCGACAGAGUCCACACGUGGAUUACUAUCAAUGAGCCCAUAGCGCUAUGCGACAUGGUCUACCAUGUUGGAAGUCAUGCUCCGGGCAUAUUAAGCCCCGGCGUUGGGAACUAUAUCUGUAUGAAAAAUGUAAUGCUAGCCCACGCUAAGGCGUGGCGCAUUUUCGAUGAAGAAUUCAGAAGCAAGCACUACGGUAGGAUUGCAAUUUGUAACAUGCACCUGGCGUAUGAACCAGCAUCCGAUGAAGAAACCGAGGCCGCAGAAUUAGCGCGUCAAUUAUUCGUGGGAGUCUACACGCACCCAAUAUAUUCAGCAGCCGGUGGCUGGCCUCCAAAAAUUGAAAAAAUAAUAUCUGAUCGUAGUCUCAAAGAUGGAUAUAACUAUUCACGGCUACCAGCUUUUACUACGGCUGAAAAAGAUCUUAUAAGAGGUACUUAUGAUUUCUACGCUAUGAAUUAUUAUACAGGAAGAUUAGUGCGAAAGGCAAAGAUUGCAGAUAAGUACGGGAUUUGGCCGUUGGAAGCGUCCACAGACCUUGAAGUUAUUGUAUACCCAGAUCCUAAAUGGAAAAUGUCGGAUUCAUACUGGUUAUAUGUGUAUCCCGAAGGUAUUCGGCAUCAACUCAACUGGAUUGGGAAGAAUUACGGCAAUCAAGCAAUCAUCAUCACUGAAAAUGGCUACUCUGACAGUAAAAUGGAUUUAAACGAUAAAGAGAGGGUGCAGUACCACAGAGGUCAUCUGAAACAAGUAUUGCUGUCGAUAUACGAAGACGAUGUAAACGUGACGGGAUAUACCGCGUGGAGUCUCAUGGAUAACUUCGAAUGGAACAGUGGUUACACUCAGAGGUUCGGUCUGUACGCUGUGGACUUCACGUCGCCGCUGCGCACGCGCACGCCACGUGCGUCCGCUCUCUACUACGGGGCGGUGGUUCGUCAGCGAUUACUGGACCCAGUGUACGACAACCCCUAUCAGACAAGUCGGGCUAGCAAUAUCGUGAUACAUACUUCUGUUAAUCUGUUUAUUACGUUAAUAAAUUUAAUGUAUUGUUGA